GUGCACAUUCCUUAUGCUCUUGCUUUGAAUGAAGGAGCGUGGCAGCAAAUAAACAUUGGUUAUUUUGGACAUAUAUUAGUCUUUCUUGAGUGUGAAAAAAUUUAUCAUCUUGUCCAUAAAAUGGACUUGAAUCUGGAAAAUCUAAAUCUCAACACUAAAAAAACCCUCAACAUAGUGUUUGUCGGCCAUGUAGACUCUGGAAAAUCUACUAUUUGCGGUAGGAUACUUGUGGAUCUCCAACUUGUAGACGAAAGGAUUCUUGAGAAGUAUAGGCAGCAGAGUGAAGAGUCAAAUCGAGCCAGCUGGUAUCUUUCAUGGUGCAUGGACUUGAAUCCGGAGGAAAGAGAAAAGGGAAAGACAGUUGAGGUUGGAACGGCAUCGUUUGAGCUUCCGCAUACUAAGGUGAAUGUGCUGGAUGCACCUGGCCACAAGCAGUUUGUCAACGAAAUGAUCGAAGGUGCAUCACGUGCAGACAUAGGAAUCUUGAUAGUCUCGUCGAGGACUGGCGAGUUUGAGGCUGGAUUUAAAGGAGGCCAAACGAAAGAGCAUAUGCUUCUUCUCAAGGCAGGAAAUGUUGAUAGGCUCAUUGUUCUUGUUAAUAAGAUGGAUGAAUGCAGCUGGGAUAGAGAAAGAUACAAUGAAAUAGUUGGUAAGGUUGAAAAGUUUGGGAAAAAUUUAUUUAAAGACAUGUAUUUUAUUCCUGUUAGUGGGUAUAACGGAGAUAACAUUAAGACAAGAAAAGAGACAGAUUUUUUCAAGGGACCCUCGUUCCUUGAAUAUCUGGAUACUGUCAAUGUACUAGAUGUUGAGACAGAGCCCUGCUUGACUAUUCUUGAGAAGGUGAAAACAUCAGGCAAUGUGUUUUUCUAUGUAAAGAUUGAGUCUGGUGCUUUCAACAAGAAUGACGGCUACAGAGUUCUUCCACUUUGCAAAGACGAUAAGAUCACAUCGAUCAUGAACGAAGAUGACGUGGAGCUUGGUGAAGCAGUCAGAGGAGAGACAUACAAAAUGAAGUUUAAAGAACUGUCUGAGGAUAUCUUUGUGGGUACCAAAAUAGUUUCUGUGUCCAAUAAAAACUACCAGGUUUGCAAUGAAAUGUAUGCGCAACUUGGAAUCUGCGAAGUCAAAACGGCAAUAACAAAAGGAUACGCCUGUAUUAUGCACAUUAAUUUAUUUACAGUUGGUGCAAAAAUAACCGAACUGUAUUCCUUAGACAAGAAAAAGAUCAGAGUUGGGAGAAAAGGGGGAAAAAGUAGUUGCAAAAAUAAGGCUUGA
This is a messenger RNA of Vittaforma corneae ATCC 50505, 1275 nucleotides long. RefSeq names its product small GTP-binding protein domain protein. Gene Ontology annotation, molecular function: GTPase activity; GTP binding; translation release factor activity. NCBI's taxonomy places the organism in Eukaryota, Fungi, Microsporidia, Nosematidae. The annotation marks the transcript as partial. Gene Ontology annotation, biological process: translation. The record is from RefSeq and is a predicted model, not a curated record. Gene Ontology annotation, cellular component: translation release factor complex. The transcript has a single exon.